UUUGCAUGAACUGACAGCACCCACGUUGCAGAGAAGAUGGAGGGUGGCGGUGAUGAUGCGAGCAGCACGCCAAGCAGCAGCACGCAGAAGCGGCCGCAGUUUGGGUCGCGCUACUUGAAGGAGGAAUCGGAUGUGUUCUCGCACAACGCAUGGGAUGAUGUGCAGUCCACCCCUGAACAAGAGGCGGAAGCGCAGCGCCUCGUGCAGUUCCACCGCGACCACCCCGUCCCUGAAGAAGAGCGAGACAAGUACAAUGAGGAUCCGGGGUCGUUCUGGGAGAAGUUCUACUCAACACACGACAACAAGUUCUUCAAGGAUCGCAAGUGGCUGUUUACAGAGUUCCCCGAGUUGAAGCUACACUGCGAUGAAUGGCCAACGGCUGACGCGGUAUCUGGUGAUGCGCAUGCAUCUCCAGAAGCGGAACACGUUGUUGAAGAGCGGUGGCUGGCGAGCAAAGGAUCGCGUGUUCGGGUGCUCGAGGUGGGCUGUGGUGCCGGCAACACCGUGUUCCCGAUGCUCCAGAACAACCCGGACAAGGAUUUUUUCGUGUAUGCGUGCGAUUAUGCACCAACAGCAGUCAGCAUCGUGCAGAACCACGACCUGUACGAGCCAUCGCGGUGCAACGCGUUUGUGUGUGACAUCUCACGCGACAACGUGGGCCUGCCUGCCAACUCUCUGGACAUGAUCAUCCUCAUCUUCGUCCUCUCUGCUCUCCACCCGGCAGAAAUGGACAAAGCGGUAGCCAAGCUCGUCAAGUGCUUGAAGCCGGGCGGGCAGCUUGUGCUCCGCGAUUACGGCCGACACGACCUGGCGCAGCUGCGGCUGAAGAAGGGGCGAUACCUGCAGGAGAACUUUUACAUUCGUGGCGACGGCACGCGCGUCUACUUUUACGACCGAGAUGAGGCUCGCUCGCUUAUGGAGAAGCACGGGCUGGUUGAAGUGCAGAACAAAUACGACCGCAGACUCAUCGUCAACCGCGCAAAAUGCGUCACCAUGCAAAGGGUUUGGCUGCAGUGCAAAUACCAGAAGCCGGCAACCACGACAACAAACAACCCACAACCCACCCAGCAUGGUGAUGACGACGACGAUGGUGAUGACGAUGACGACAAGGGAACACAGGCCCAGCACCAAUGACACGCGCUGUGUUUGGAUAUGCUUGUUGUUGUACUUAAGCCCAACAGUGUGCGGAUGGGAAGCGAGAAACGCAAGCUUGCUUGUUCUAAACGAUCACCACUCAGACACAACCUUGACAACCAACCAACACGAACCAAACACCCAUUCUUUGAAGAGGAAAGUUAAC
Messenger RNA from Salpingoeca rosetta, 1300 nucleotides. RefSeq lists its product as uncharacterized. The record is from RefSeq and is a predicted model, not a curated record. The coding region runs from base 37 to 1134 and encodes 365 amino acids. Gene Ontology annotation, molecular function: tRNA (cytidine-N3)-methyltransferase activity. The transcript has 12 exons. Lineage: Eukaryota; Choanoflagellata; Craspedida; Salpingoecidae.